Andrographis paniculata is the source of this 1605-nucleotide messenger RNA. RefSeq names its product thiol-disulfide oxidoreductase LTO1-like. Gene Ontology annotation, molecular function: oxidoreductase activity. The record is from RefSeq and is a predicted model, not a curated record. The transcript has 7 exons. Bases 128 to 1300 code for a protein of 390 amino acids. NCBI's taxonomy places the organism in Eukaryota, Viridiplantae, Streptophyta, Magnoliopsida, Lamiales, Acanthaceae.
AAUUUUUCAGAAAUUUUGGUUAGAACGAAGAACCAAUCAUCGCUUCUGCUAUCUUCAUAGGCCAGAAAACGCCGCCGUCGACGACGACGAAAACGCAGUACAGUGCGCCGGCCGAGUAGAGGAGCUAAUGUUGACGGCGGCGGCGAGCUGCUCGGCGAUAUCAUCUCCUUCGAUUUAUUUUCGUCGAGCUUCAAAUCUUUCUUCUGCUACUGCUACUGUUGCUGCUUCUCAUUCCCUUUGCGCUGUUUCUCUUCCCCAAUUCAAGGGGAAUGUGUUGAUUCGAGUUAGUUGCGUGUCGGAGCGCAGUGAGCAAGCCGACCAAACCGAGGCUGAAACUGUGUCAUCGCCUUCUUCGUCGGAAACGCCGUCUUCUUCUGCUACUGUUGAUGGCGAUGAUGAUUCAGGCGUUUCAGUUUACAAAUGGUUAGUAGGUCUGGGAGGAAUUGGGUUUUUGGAGACUGGAUAUUUGACUUACCUGAAGCUCGCCGACACGGACGCGUUCUGCCCGACGGGAGGGGGCUCUUGCACCUCCAUCCUCACCAGUGAUUACUCUAAUGUCUUUGGCAUCCCUCUUCCAUUGAUUGGCAUGCUUGUAUAUGGUCUAGUCACGGCUGUUGGCUUCCAAUUGGGUGGUACGGAAAGGACAUUUGAGACGCAGAAAACUUCUGGUGAAAUUAUCUUACUUGGAGUAACUAGUUCCAUGGCAGUUGCUAGUGCAUAUUUCUUGUACAUUCUGAAUACUGAAUUUGUUGGAGAACUGUGUAUAUAUUGUUUGACAUCAGCGAUAUUAUCCUUCAGCUUAUUCUUCAUCACCCUAAAGAGGUUUAGGCUACAAGAACUACAAAGUGUAUUGGGCUUGCAGCUAUUCAUAGCUUGUCUGGUCGUUGUUAGUUUGACUGCAUCUUAUAAUGUUGCACAACCAGGCCCCUCAAGAUUGGCAGAUAUUGAAAUUCCAUAUUUUGAAACGGAGGUCCAAACAAAAUCAAGUCCUUUGGCGAUUUCUCUAGCUAAUCAUCUACGUUCAAUUGGAGCCAAAUUAUAUGGAGCUUUUUGGUGUACACAUUGCCAUGAACAGAAGGAGAUAUUCGGACGUGAAGCUGCAAAAUUAUUGGACUACAUAGAGUGCUUCCCUGAUGGAGCAAGCAAAGAAACUAAAGUGGCUAAGGCAUGUCAGGAUGCUAAAAUUGAAGGGUUCCCAACCUGGAUUAUUAAUGGUCAGGUUUUGAAUGGGGAGCAGCAGUUGUCGGAGCUAGCUGCAAUAUCUGGAUUUCAACCUGAAAAGCUUACUGAAUCAAGAUAAAAAAUUUCGAUAUUGUCCACAGUUUUUGUGCCCUGCUCUGCAUCUACAUUAUUAGUAGCUUAUCUUGGUAGGCAAUGCAGAUGCAAUAUAGGUAUCCCGGGGAAUGGAAUCUGUUAUUUCCAGUAAGCAUUUCCUUUUGUAGAAAGAUCCAACAGGGAUGGAAGAUCAGUGGAAGAUGAUCGAGGGAGCAAGAUAAAGUAACUUUGACGUCUCUAGUUAGUUUUUGCUGUUAAAACUGUAUCUGUUACUCGACACUACUCUUGUAUAUAUACACACAUAUAUAUUGAAGAUGAGGAUUGUGCUGA